This is a messenger RNA of Rotaria sp. Silwood2, 597 nucleotides long. NCBI's taxonomy places the organism in Eukaryota, Metazoa, Rotifera, Eurotatoria, Philodinida, Philodinidae. The record is from the annotation of a GenBank genome assembly.
AUGACAACUAUCAUCAACAAUUUAAUCCAAAAUGAUCAAUAUGAAUUACAACUUGAACUUAACAGAAGAAAAACAAUGCUUCGAUUAGAUGCUGAAGAACAUAAACUUGUUGAACAUUUUUAUCAAAUGAAGCCAAGACAAACCGAAAUCAAGUCUGCUAAAGUUAUCUUCAAAGCUAUCAAUGAACAACAAAAUAUAAUUCAUGAAAUUGCUAUCUUUAAGAAAUGGCUUCAAGUUCACAUACAAGCACCAUCAUAUACACUUCAAGAUUUACUUCAGAAUUCUGGAUUUAAUACUUCAUCAAUUCGUCAUCGUCAACCGAUAAAAUCUUCUAAAGAAACAGCUAGAAUACCAUUUCUAGUUCGUCAACAAUUAUGUAAAGUAUUAGAUCCACCUAAUUCACUCGGCAAUGAUUGGCGUAUGUUUGCAAGCAAUUUACUUGGAAUAAAUUAUCUUCAAUAUUUUGCAACGAAAACAAGUCCAACUGAACAUUUAUUAACAUUAUGGGAAGCUCGACAAGAAUCUCUUGUUAAUAUGAUUAAUGUACUUAAUCAAAUAGGUCGUAGUGAUGCUGCAUCGAUUAUUCUCCAACACUGA